CUACCGGAUUAAGUGCCUGUUAUGCCUACCGAGAGUGACUGAAUUAUUGGCAUUCAAAAACUCCCCGUCCAACCUGAAGAAGCACAUCGAGACUCCCGUCUGUUUGUAGCGGUGCUGCAGGACAGAGUGGUGGGCGUUGUGGCAGCAGUCGGCCAGCAGAAGCCAGGAGGUGCUGUGGAGCUGCGGAGGAUGUGUGUUGACCAGAGCUGUCGGCGGUGUGGAGUGGGCGUGGCGUUGGGGCUAAAGGUUCUGGAGUUUGCUGCCACUCACGGAUACUCGUCUGUUGUCCUGGGAACCACGGCGUACUCUCCGGCGGCCCACCAGCUCUACCAGCGUCUGGGCUUCCGCUGCGUGGGAGUCACCAACGGGUACAUCACACCUGGUGCCAGGAGAUCCUUCCUGACACAGAUUUUCUACAGGGUCCGUCAUCAUCACUACAGCCUCGAUGUGCACAACAGAAAGAUCACUUUAAAUGGAGAAGACAGUCGGCAAGAGAGAAAUUGACUCAUUGGUCGUCUGUAACCCUGACAAACAACCUGGUGAAUAAUGAAUCCUUUCUCAAGAACAGAGUAGCAUGUUGUUAAAGAACCACUGCACUUGUGAGGACUUUUAACUAUACAGAUGAUGUUUUACCUCGCUCUCCUACCAACAGUCAACUGUCACCUUUCUUACCUUUAACCAAGCAGUUUUAGACUGCUUAUGAGUUUUAAAACUUCAGAAUCAGAUCAGAAAAAGACUCAUAUGCUUUGUGUGGCUAUAGUUGUUUUUCUGUUUAUCUACUGUUCUCUAGUCUUCUUUGCAAAAGAAAUGCAGGUGCAUAUCACAGAGGCUUAGUACUUGUAAGCAGGUCACCUGGGUUCCAUCAGUGGAACAUUUCCUCCAACUGUCUCACAAUGGUACCAAGAAAUGUAUAAAGUUUCACCCUUAUAAAGACUUACUAAGCGAAUGAAACGGGAGGAUAAUUUGUUUGAGGGAAAAGGACACUGUAAAUAAGGGGAGAUAUGCUUUUGAUAAGAAUACUUCUACUGGGUGAUCUUCCGUUUCUUCCGUGUUUUUUUUCGGUCGACUACUCCUCCCAGAGUUUUGGUAAACACUACUAUUACACUAAAAAGGUAUCAAAUCGACCGUCUCGGCCAUGACAAGUGUGCUAUGACUUUUCUAAGGGUUUCGGGAGACGGUUUUCAAAUUAUUCGGCAAAAAGACGCCAAGAAAAAUCCCCCCAAUGUUACCCUAUGGAGAGGCUAGAGUGAUGACAACCACGUAGAGUGCAGAGGGAGAGUAUAAUGUCCAAUAAAAAGACGUAAA
Molecule: messenger RNA, 1305 nt
Organism: Centropristis striata (black sea bass)
Lineage: Eukaryota; Metazoa; Chordata; Actinopteri; Perciformes; Serranidae
Product: N-acetylaspartate synthetase-like
Exons: 2
Coding region: 190-504 (104 amino acids)
Cellular component (GO): mitochondrial membrane
Molecular function (GO): L-aspartate N-acetyltransferase activity
Source: RefSeq, a predicted model, not a curated record